AUGCUCUUUCUUAGCAUUGUACUCCUUUACCUUACUGCAAUGAAGGUGGGGCUGGCAGAUACCAGUAUCCCGGCAUGCAAGCCGCCCCCCUCUUCUUGCGCCUUUCUACCUGCGUUCUCUACUGAGAUCUGCUCGGACAUCAUCGCUUCUCAGUCGAAGACACUCAGUACAUGCUUCGUCCCUGCUGAGACUGAUGUCACCACAGUGACUAGUCCUGCCCUAAUCAAAACCACAACUGUGAUUACGGCAACUACUACGACCGAGACUAGCACUUCCACAAUCUCGAAGACCCAGACUAAGCACCUUGCUGUCAUUGGUGCACUUUACACAACCACGGUGAUCUCGGCGACCCAGACGACUAUUGUUUUCACUACAGUUCCAAAGGUUCAGACCAAGUCUCAGGCAGUCACUACCACCAUCACCAUCCCAGCGACCAAAACAGCCAAAACCACCUCAACUUGGGCGCAACAAUCCUGCGACGUACCAGUUGACCGUAAACUUAGGUUCAAGCGGGAUCCAGUUAUCGAGAGGGGUGCUCUUCCCCUCAACUGUUACUGUUUCUUGACGACUAGCUCUACAAGCGCCACAACUGCAUCCAGGACAGUUACGACCAGACCCCUGACGACUACCACUAUCACAAAGCUCACAGGUGGUAAAGUUCCAACUGCCACAAAGACACUUUUAGUCAAGGAAACAACCACCACCCAGACUACUAUUGCUGCUGAAACAUCUAUCACGACCACCAUCACUAAAACCAGGAGAUCCAAGGUUACUGAGACCUGGCAAAAGACCAAGUUUUCGACUACAACCACAACCUCUGAGUAUACCAAGACAGCUACUACUAGAACCAUUCCGGUUUCAACCGUCCAAGUCAACCCGUGCGGGCCAACUUCCUAUGGUAGAAUUGAGAUCGACCUACCCGAAUCACAAGAGUUGAUGAUAAGCAAUGAAGUUGCCCUCUCCGGUAGCACCAAUAUCGACAGGGAUUGCUGUAACGCCUGCUACAAUACCCUUGGCUGUGUAUACUGGGCUAAGAGCAUGACGGAUGGUUCCUGUCUCAAUUUCAAAGCGAUCGCUUCAGCUGGAUGUUCGACCCCCCAGUGUCCUAAUGGCUUCCCCCAGUUUUCCGUAUCAGGUCAGGAUGAUCAGUACAGUUACUUUGCUGGGCCUUGUGGAAUUAGCAAGUUUACCACCAUUGCAAAACUCGAGACUAUUGACGAAAUGCAGCACAAGCAGAGCCCCGUGGUAAGGGUUGCUCGUCUUGGUACAGAGUACACACAUUCGCCAGCCAUUGAACUUCCACUAUCUUUGGAUAGGCAGUGUCCAAGUGCGUUCUUCUUUACCAAACGGGCGCGCGGUAACCCAUCACAUGUAUCUGAAACCACCCGUCUGGCAUCUGGUUACUGGCAUUGUUCCUACAGCUAUUUCUUCAUCUCCUGA
Fusarium pseudograminearum CS3096 is the source of this 1440-nucleotide messenger RNA. RefSeq lists its product as uncharacterized. NCBI's taxonomy places the organism in Eukaryota, Fungi, Ascomycota, Sordariomycetes, Hypocreales, Nectriaceae. The record is from RefSeq and is a predicted model, not a curated record. The coding region runs from base 1 to 1440 and encodes 479 amino acids. The transcript is spliced from 7 exons.